AUGGAGACCAAACCCACCAACGCACCGCCCGCCGAAGAGACUUCCAACCUCCCUCCCUUCAGCUGUCUCUACUUCGGCUUCGCCUCCAACCUGUCCCCGCGCACCCUCCAACAACGCUGUCCCGGGAGCUUGUACGUCGGCCUCGCGGUGCUGGAGGGCUGGAAAUUCAUCAUCGCCGAGUCCGGCUUCGGGAACAUUGUGCCCACUGGGGAUCGUGACGAUGUCGUCUAUGGGACGCUGCACUUCCUUACGGCACAGCACGAAGCGGCGCUGGACAAGAGCGAGGAAAUCGACUGGUGGCACGUGAAGCGCAAGCUCAGAGUUCGUAGAAUUGAACUCGAUUCCCAAGGGAAGGUGGUCGAGCCAGCAGCAACGGGGGGUGGUGAGCAGCAUGGAGAAGUCGAAGCGACGACGUACGUGGAUGUCGAGCGGACGACCCCGGGCAUCAUGUCGAAGGAGUAUAUCGUGUUCAUCCGCAAGGCCGUCGAAGAUGGGUUGCGUUGCGGAGUUCCCCGGGCAUAUUUCGAUAGAUACUGGAAACAGUACCUCCCUGAAGACGAGACGGUCGGCAGGGAAGAGAAAAUCGUGAUGCUCCGGACGAUUCAGAUGGAUAAGGAGAAUACGAAAUACGUGCCGAAUGACGUGUUGAAGUUGGCCGCAAAGCAAUGA
Cladophialophora psammophila CBS 110553 is the source of this 669-nucleotide messenger RNA. RefSeq lists its product as uncharacterized. NCBI's taxonomy places the organism in Eukaryota, Fungi, Ascomycota, Eurotiomycetes, Chaetothyriales, Herpotrichiellaceae. The record is from RefSeq and is a predicted model, not a curated record. The transcript has a single exon. Gene Ontology annotation, molecular function: gamma-glutamylcyclotransferase activity. The coding region runs from base 1 to 669 and encodes 222 amino acids.